Messenger RNA from Cornus florida, 3313 nucleotides. RefSeq names its product protein STABILIZED1-like. The transcript has a single exon. Gene Ontology annotation, biological process: gene silencing by siRNA-directed DNA methylation; spliceosomal tri-snRNP complex assembly; positive regulation of primary miRNA processing. NCBI's taxonomy places the organism in Eukaryota, Viridiplantae, Streptophyta, Magnoliopsida, Cornales, Cornaceae. The coding region runs from base 60 to 3131 and encodes 1023 amino acids. Gene Ontology annotation, molecular function: protein binding. The record is from RefSeq and is a predicted model, not a curated record. Gene Ontology annotation, cellular component: catalytic step 2 spliceosome; U4/U6 x U5 tri-snRNP complex.
GUUUCAGGUACUACUUUCUAAACCCUAAUUGUGCAUCUUCUCUACCCUGGCACACAACUAUGGUAUUCAUCAAAUUGACAGACAAUAAAACCCUAGCCCUACAUUUAGAUCCCAAUACAACCUCAUUCGAAACCCUAAAACUCGAAAUUCAACAUAAAUCGGGCGUCCCCCUCGCCCUCCAACGCCUCUUCUUGUCCCCACGCCGAUUAAUCGCAAUAAACGACUCCAUUCCUAUAUCUGAUCUCGGCGUCCAACCCAAUUCGACCUUAACACUACACGUCCCUCUCGUUGGAGGCAUGCAAGCCCCCGUGCCGCCUAAGAACAGAUUAGAGUUCCUCAAUACGAAGCCUCCCCCGAACUAUGUUGCCGGACUGGGCCGUGGUGCUACUGGGUUCACUACACGGUCUGAUAUCGGUCCAGCUCGUGCCGCCCCUGACCUCCCUGAUCGGUCCGCCACCACAAUCGGCGGUGCAGGAGCGCCCGGGGUUGGUCGCGGAAGGGGUAAAGGGCCUGGUGAGGAAGAAGAGGAGGAGGAAGCUGACGAGAAGGGGUAUGAUGAGAAUCAGAAGUUUGAUGAGUUUGAGGGGAAUGAUGUCGGUUUGUUUGCAUCAGCGGAGUAUGACGAGGAUGACAAAGAAGCUGAUGCAGUGUGGGAGGCAAUUGAUAAGCGGAUGGAUUCCAGGAGGAAGGAUAGGCGGGAGGCGAGGCUGAAGCAAGAGAUUGAGAAGUACAGGGCCUCUAACCCGAAGAUCACUGAACAGUUUGCGGAUUUGAAGAGGAAGCUUUAUACACUGUCAGCGAACGAGUGGGAUAGUAUUCCCGAAAUUGGAGAUUAUUCAUUGAGGAAUAAGAAGAAGAGGUUUGAGAGUUUUGUGCCCGUGCCCGACACACUUCUUGAGAAGGCAAGGCAGGAGCAAGAACAUGUUACUGCAUUGGAUCCAAAGAGUAGGGCUGCUGGAGGAACAGAGACACCGUGGUCUCAAACCCCAGUUACAGAUUUGACUGCGGUGGGUGAGGGGAGAGGUACUGUGUUGUCAUUGAAGUUGGAUAGGCUUUCUGACUCAGUAUCGGGGUUGACUGUUGUUGAUCCCAAGGGGUAUCUCACUGAUCUUAAGAGUAUGAAGAUUACUAGUGAUGCAGAGAUAUCGGAUAUAAAAAAAGCUAGAUUGUUGCUUAAGUCGGUUACUCAGACAAAUCCAAAGCACCCUCCUGGUUGGAUUGCAGCUGCGAGAUUGGAGGAAGUUGCGGGUAAGAUUCAGGCAGCGAGGCAGUUAAUAACAAAAGGUUGUGAGGAGUGCCCCAAGAAUGAGGAUGUUUGGUUGGAGGCUUGUCGGUUGGCAAGUCCUGACGAAGCCAAGGCUGUGAUAGCCAAGGGAGCGAAGGCGAUUCCCAAUUCUGUGAAGUUAUGGAUGCAGGCUUCAAAGUUAGAACACGAUGAUGCUAAUAAGAGUAGGGUCUUGAGAAAAGGGCUUGAACAUAUACCUGAUUCUGUUAGGCUUUGGAAGGCGGUUGUGGAGCUUGCCAACGAGGAGGAUGCUAGGCUCUUGCUCCAGAGGGCUGUGGAAUGCUGUCCCUUGCAUGUGGAGUUAUGGCUUGCUCUUGCCAGGCUAGAAACUUAUGAUAAUGCCAAGAGGGUUCUUAAUAAGGCGAGGGAGAAGCUAUCUAAGGAGCCUGCUAUCUGGAUUACUGCUGCAAAGUUGGAGGAAGCUAAUGGGAAUACUGCCAUGGUUGGAAAGAUUAUAGAAAGGGGAAUUAGGGCUUUGCAAAGGGAGGGAUUGGAGAUUGACAGGGAAGCUUGGAUGAGGGAGGCUGAGGCUGCUGAAAGAGCAGGAUCUGUUGCCACUUGCCAGGCCAUAAUUCGUAAUACAAUUGGGAUUGGAGUGGAGGAGGAAGAUAGGAAGAGGACGUGGGUUGCUGAUGCAGAGGAGUGCAAGAAAAGGGGUUCUAUUGAGACAGCCAGAGCAAUCUAUGCUCAUGCUCUUACCGUGUUCUUAACCAAGAAAAGUAUAUGGCUCAAAGCAGCACAGCUUGAAAAGAGUCAUGGGACCAGGGAAUCCCUUGAUGCUCUGCUUCGCAAAGCCGUAACUUACAGGCCACAGGCUGAAGUUCUGUGGCUAAUGGGUGCCAAAGAGAAGUGGCUUGCUGGGGAUGUGCCUGCAGCUCGAGCAAUUCUCCAAGAAGCAUAUGCUGCCAUUCCUAACUCGGAGGAGAUUUGGCUUGCAGCAUUCAAACUUGAAUUUGAGAACCAUGAGCCUGAGAGAGCAAGGAUGCUUCUUGCUAAAGCCCGAGAAAGAGGAGGCACAGAAAGGGUUUGGAUGAAAUCAGCCAUUGUCGAGAGAGAAUUGGGAAACACUGCAGAGGAAAGGAGGUUGCUUGAUGAGGGGCUGAAACUUUUCCCAUCAUUUUUCAAACUGUGGUUGAUGCUUGGACAGCUGGAGGAACGGCUUGAUCACUUGGAGCAAGCUAAGGAAACUUAUGAGUUAGGCUUGAAAAACUGUCCUAGUUGUAUUCCUCUCUGGCUUUCACUUGCUAACCUUGAAGAGAAGAUGAAUGGGCUGAGUAAAGCUCGAGCAGUUCUCACCAUGGCCAGGAAGAGGAAUCCCCAUAACCCAGAACUUUGGCUUGCAGCUGUACGAGCUGAAUCAAGGCAUGGGUACAAGAAGGAAGCCGAUAUUCUGAUGGCAAAGGCGUUGCAGGAGUGCCCCAAUAGUGGUAUUCUGUGGGCAGCUUCAAUUGAGAUGGUCCCUCGGCCCCAAAGGAAAACCAAGAGCAUGGAUGCAGUAAAAAGAUGUGAUCAUGAUCCCCAUGUCUUUGCAGCUGUGGCCAAGUUGUUUUGGCAUGAAAGGAAGGUGGAUAAGGCUAGGACCUGGCUCAAAAAGGCUGUGACACUUGCCCCAGAUAUUGGGGAUUUCUGGGCAUUGUUAUACAAAUUUGAAAUUCAGCAUGGACCCGAGGAGGAACAGAAGGAUGUAUUGAAGAGGUGUAUUGCUGCAGAACCAAAGCAUGGUGAGAAAUGGCAAGCAAUAUCGAAGGCCGUAGAGAAUUCCCACCAGCCAACAGAAGCCAUCUUGAAGAAAGUAGUGGUUGCACUUGGAAAGGAAGAGAGUUUGGCUGAAAAUAGCAAACAGUAGUUUUCAGUGCUAGUAGUGAAUGAAAGGAUGUACUGUCUUUAGCCUUUACCUUUUUUACUAGUCUAUUCUAUGAACUCUAGAGGUUUUACUUAUGAUUCUGGUACCUUGACAUCUACUGCUUUAGAGAGUUGAACUCUUGAAGCAUUAUUUAAUAUAAUUAUUGGAUUUUAGUGUUGGAACUA